CAAACUGCUGCACAUAUCAUCGCAUCGGGGAGAAACGCAGGAUUUCCUGUGGUGUUGCUGAACUGGACACAUUCAAGUUUUAGAUUCGCAGAAGUACCUAGCCCAAUUUUACCCUCCAUCGAUUUAAUGUCUUAAUCAAAACCAUCUCAUUCGUACGUGCCCUAGACUACACCUCGACGUAGUUAGUCUGAAAAAAGUCGUCAAAAAUGUCCGAACCCACAGUGGCCGAUACUCGCCGGUUAAACUCCAAGCCGCAGGACCUGACGGACGCCUACGGCCCUCCCAGCAACUUUCUGGAAAUCGACGUGUACGACCCGCAGACUAUCGGAGUCGGCCGCAAUCGCUUCACCACUUAUGAAGUCCGGAUGAGGACAAAUCUUCCCAUUUUUAAACUGAAGGACUCGUGUGUCAGACGAAGAUACAGCGACUUCGAGUGGCUGAAGAAUGAGCUGGAAAGAGACAGCAAGAUUGUUGUGCCUCCAUUGCCUGGAAAGGCAUUGAAGAGACAGCUCCCCUUCCGUGGAGAUGAGGGCAUUUUUGAGGAGUCCUUCAUUGAGGAGAGACGAUCUGGGCUUGAACAGUUCAUCAACAGAAUUGCAGGUCAUCCUUUGGCCCAGAACGAACGCUGUCUUCACAUGUUCCUGCAGGAUGAAAGUAUUGACCGGAACUACAUUCCCGGAAAAGUACGGCAGUAGGGUUUUCCAAACUGGGAGGGUCUUCUUUCUUCAGUUGUCAGCUUCUAACUAUCUGCAAACAGUGCAGAGUAACGUUUAUUUUUACACCGAGCAAAAUCUAGAUGCGUGAUGAACCGUGCAGUACUUGGUUUUAUUUAACAGAUCAUGUUUUGUACAUGUGUCUGAGAGUUUCUCUUUACACACACACUUGUAUUUAUUUUACAUCUAUACAAUGCACUUGUUAGUGUGUGUGCACGUAUAAAAUGAUAUAACUAUACAUUAAGCUGUAGCACUGUAAAUCGAAGAGGGUUGGCUCAUAUUUUUGUCCUCUCUGGCGACUGUUGAUAGAACAUGUGCUUUUCGAUUUCAAGAGUCGAGGUGUCAUUCCAAAUAGCGUAAAUGCUUAAAACAAUAUUAAGGGAGCAAUGAGGAGCCGGAUAUUUGCAGCAGAUCAGAAAAAUGGUCAUAAAUAUAAAGCAUUACGCUGUUUACACAAAGCAGCAAGCUCAGAAAAUGUUCUGGGGUGUGUUUCAAACUCGUAUUAUUGAGUCAUACUUGUUUUUGUAGUCACGUGACCAUCAGCAGGACUGUAAAGUACUAGUCAGUAUUCAGAAUCAUAACCGGAACUUGGUGAUUUUGCUUCCUUAACCGUCCGAUCCGUCAUUUGAAUAUAAUUUGAAUGACCAUAUUAUACAAUUGAGCAUGUUGCAUUUCAAUCUGAUUAACUCUGUGAACGGACUUCAAUAUUUUUCAGACACGUGGAUUAUCAAGAAAUUGGAGCCUUUUAAUUCCAAUUUUAUGUGACAAGAUUUGGUUCUGAGACUAUUUUGGAAGAUUUAUGCUUUUGUUCAAAAAAGUCUUGGUGUUAGUAAAGAAAUAAGUUCAGAAAACGACUAAAUAUCAAUUAUAUAUCAAUAUACCCAAUAAUAGGCAUUUAGUAGUUGGAAGAGGUAUGUUCUAAAAACUGCUAUUGGAUUG
Molecule: messenger RNA, 1652 nt
Organism: Rhinichthys klamathensis goyatoka
Lineage: Eukaryota; Metazoa; Chordata; Actinopteri; Cypriniformes; Leuciscidae
Gene: snx12
Product: sorting nexin 12
Exons: 4
Coding region: 207-695 (162 amino acids)
Biological process (GO): late endosome to Golgi transport; endocytic recycling
Cellular component (GO): retromer complex; early endosome membrane
Molecular function (GO): phosphatidylinositol-3-phosphate binding
Source: RefSeq, a predicted model, not a curated record